UCAAGACCCAGUGGCCCGCUCGCUCUCCUGCCCGAGGAGGACCAUGCCUGGGCCCCACAGCUACCGGGGUUCCCCCUGAACCCCCCCAUCUUCCAGGUCCAUCCCUCCCAACAGGACACCCCAGCGAAACCCCAGCGAACCACCACCCCCACCGGGGAAACUUCCCUCCUCCUCGAUGGAGGGAUGAGCCAAGAGGUUGGUUCCUCCUUCCUUGGAUUACUUGGAGCUUCAUCCCGCGCUGGAAGGGAAAAGCUGGAGCCUGGGAAUGGUCAGCUGUUUGGGGAGCAGACGGAAGGAGUUCGGCUCUGACACCUGACGGCUCCCGAGCUGGGUCCUGCCGCGGCCGCGUGGAAGAGCCCGGGGGUCUCCGGGCGCAGUGGGGAGGGGAGAGGAGAUCUAUUUAUUUCAUAUAUUUAUUUAUUUAUAUGCAUCCUGCCACCUUCCUCCCCCUCUUCAUCGUGAAAGCUGCCGCCCGCCCAAGGAAUCCUCCGGGGAAAAAGGAGAAUUUUGGAAUUCCCUCGCAGGGACCGUGUGUGAUGAGGAGGAAGAGGAGGAGAACAACCAGGGGCUUGCUGUGAGCUGGAAACCUUCCUUCUAAGAGUAGAAUAUUUGAGCUUCGGCCUCGUGCCCGGGUCCGUCUGUUCCUCCUGCCGUCCCACCCCCCCCAAGUUCUUCCAGGAUGAUGCUCAACUCGGACCAGACGGAGAUCGACCUGCCCCCGACGCACUCCGAAUCCGAAUCCGUCUUCAGCGACUGCGGCGGCGGCCGAGGGGGCACCGGGGAGGACACCGGUGGCCUCGGUUUGUGCCCCCAAUCCCGGGUGGCCGAAGCGGGUGAAGCUGUGAAGAAAGAUCUGCAGCACCUGAGCCGGGAGGAACGGCGGCGCCGGCGCCGGGCCACGGCCAAAUACCGGACAGCCCACGCCACGCGGGAGAGGAUCCGCGUGGAGGCCUUCAACAUGGCCUUCGCCGAGCUGAGGAAGCUGCUGCCCACCCUGCCCCCGGACAAGAAGCUCUCCAAGAUCGAGAUCUUGCGCCUGGCCAUCUGCUACAUCUCCUACCUGAACCACGUGCUGGACGUCUGAGCUGCCUAGCUGAUGUCCAUAUGUCCAUCUCUCAGCCGUCAUCUCCUACCCAAACCAUGUGUUGGAUGUCUGAGCUUCCUGGCCGGCAUCUGACUCUCCGUCUGUCCAUCUCUUGGAUGUCAUCUCCUACCUGAACCAUGUUCUGGACAUCUGAGGCGCCCAGCCAGCGUCUGUCUGUCCAUUUCGCAGUCGUCAUCUCCUACCCAAACCAUGUGUUGGAUGUCUGAGCUUCCUGGCCAGCAUCUGACUGUCCGUCUGUCCGUCUCUCGGCCGUCAUCUCCUACCUGAACCAUGUUCUGGACGUCCGAGCCACCCAGCCAGCAUCUGUCUGUCCAUCUCUCAGCUGUCAUCUCCUACCCAAACCAUGUGUUGGAUGUCUGAGCUUCCUGGCCAGCAUCUGACUCUCCGUCUGUCCAUCUCUCGGCCAUCAUCUCCUACCUGAACCACGUUCUGGACGUCUGAGCCGCCCGGCCAAGCGUCCGUCUGUCCAUCUCUCAGCCGUCAUCUCCUACCCAAACCAUGUGUUGGAUGUCUGAGCUUCCUGGCCAGCAUCUGACUGUCCGUCUGUCCGUCUCUCGGCUGUCAUCUCCUACCUGAACCAUGUUCUGGACGUCUGAGCCGCCCGGCCAAGCGUCCGUCUGUCCGUUUCGCAGUCGUCAUCUCCUACCUGAACCAUGUGUUGGAUGUCUGAGCUUCCUGGCCAGCGUCUGACUCUCUGUCUGUCCGUCUCUUGGCCGUCAUCUCCUACCUGAACCAUGUUCUGGACGUCUAAGUUGCCCGGCCAGCAUCUGUCUGUCCAUCUCUCAGAUGUCAUCUCCUACCUGAACCACGUGCUGGACGUCUGAACUGCCUAGCUGAUGUCCAUCUGUCCAUUCAUUGGCCAUCAUCUCCUACUUGAACCAUGUGCUGGACAUCUGAGCCACCCAGCUGCUGUCCAUCUGUCCGUCUGUCCAUUCCUCGGCCAUCAUUUCCUACCUGAACUGUGUGCUGGACAUCUGAGCCACCUGGCUGGCGUCUGUCCAUCCAUCUGUCCGUCUCUCAGCCGUCAUCUCCUACCUGAACCAUGUUCUGGACGUCUGAGCUGCCCGGCCAGCAUCUGUCUGUCCAUCUCUCAGAUGUCAUCUCCUACCUGAACCUUGUGCUGGACGUCUGAAUGCCUAGCUGAUGUCCAUCUGUCCAUUCCUCGGCCAUCAUCUCCUACUUGAACCAUGUGCUGGACAUCUGAGCCACCUGGCUGGCAUCUGUCCAUCCGUCUGUCUGUCUCUUGGCUGUCAUCUCCUACCUGAACCACGUGCUGGAUGUCCAAGCCACCCAGCCAGCAUCUGUCUGUCCAUCUCUCAGAUGUCAUCUCCUACCUGAACCUCGUGCUGGACAUCUGAACUGCCUAGCUGAUGUCCAUCUGUCCAUCUGUCCAUCUCUAAGCCAUCAUCUCCUACCUGAACCACGUUCUGGAUGUCUGAGCAGCCUGGCUGGCAUCUGUCCGUCCGUCUGUCUGUCUCUCGGCUGUCAUCUCCUACCUGAACCACGUGCUGGACGUCUGAGCUGUCUAGCCGGUGUCUGACUGUCCGUCUGUCCCUCUGUCGGCCGUGAUCUCCUAUCUGAACCACAUGCUGGAUGUCUGAGCCACCCGGCCGGCGUCCGUCUGUCCAUCUCUCUGCCACCAUCUCCCACCUGAACGUGUGCUUGGGCAUCUGAGCCAAGAGCUUGGGUCCGUCUGUCCGUCUGUGACCUGAACCACGUGUUGGGCAUCCAAAACACCGUGCCUGUGUCUGUCCGUCCGUCUGUCCCAAUGGACUGAGUCCCCAGCUGCCUGCUCUGCCCCUCCAUCUGAACCACGUCCUAUAUCUCCCCACCACCAACCCCACGUCCGUCUGUCUUUCCAUCCCACCCGACUCAGGCUCGGUCCGUCGGCUGUCUGUCUGUCUGUCCUGCUGGAUCUGCUGCCUCUGCUGCCUGUGGACGCUCCCGACGUCCGUCUGUCCUUCUGCUGCACGUCCCACUCAUCCUGAUCCUCAUCCGAUGGGACCCUGCGCCCGCAUCCGUCAGUCCGUCCGCCCCCUCCACCUCCCUGACCCUCAACGGGAGCUGCUGAGCCCAAGUUCUGUCUGUGCGUCA
Molecule: messenger RNA, 3199 nt
Organism: Calidris pugnax (ruff)
Lineage: Eukaryota; Metazoa; Chordata; Aves; Charadriiformes; Scolopacidae
Gene: NHLH1
Product: nescient helix-loop-helix 1
Exons: 2
Coding region: 680-1084 (134 amino acids)
Biological process (GO): regulation of transcription by RNA polymerase II
Molecular function (GO): protein dimerization activity; DNA-binding transcription factor activity, RNA polymerase II-specific; RNA polymerase II cis-regulatory region sequence-specific DNA binding
Source: RefSeq, a predicted model, not a curated record